Molecule: messenger RNA, 996 nt
Organism: Coccomyxa subellipsoidea C-169
Lineage: Eukaryota; Viridiplantae; Chlorophyta; Trebouxiophyceae; Coccomyxaceae
Exons: 7
Coding region: 1-996 (331 amino acids)
Biological process (GO): mRNA splicing, via spliceosome
Cellular component (GO): U2-type spliceosomal complex; RES complex
Molecular function (GO): RNA binding
Source: RefSeq, a predicted model, not a curated record
AUGACGGCAGAGACCACAGAUGGGUCAGAGAAGAAGAAGCGGAAGAAAAAGAAAGCAAUUGCAGUGAGCAGCAUCAGGAUCGUUGAUGAGGACAACACAGGCUUUCGCACUGGCCCAGCAUCUCAUCAUGCAGAAGAUGAUGACGAUGAUGAAGAUGCCCCGGUGAUUGCCAAUCCUGGAGAAGCUGCGCUUGCGCAGCGCCUGGCUGAAAGGGAAAAAGCAGGCUUGGCCGCGCAAGGCUGGACCUCGGCAGACGCUGAAGCAAACGGCGCCAACGGAGGUCAAAGUGCAGCAGAGGCCGGGGAUGCAAAGAAGAAGGAGAAGAGGAUGUUGGACGGCACGUCGGCGGGAAUGAUUAGUGGGAGGGACCUCAUGGCCGAAAUGCAGAAAAAGAGAGAGGCUGAAAAGGAGCGGUUUGCAAAGCUGGGUGCCGCAGCGGGGCGCAAUGCAGAGACGGUGUACAGAGACAAGCAGAGUGGCAAGCGUGUGGAGGGAGGUGCGGCCGAGCUGGAAGCGCUGGAGGAGUCCCGCAAGAAGCCCAAGUCUGAGACGCCUGCCUGGGGCGGCGGCAUUGCCCAGAUGCGGGAGAGGGAUGCGCGCGCGGAGGAGAUGCGGCGGGAGGCGGCCAAGCCGUUUGCGCGCACGGCGGAGGACGUGGACAUCGACCGCGCGUACCGCGAGCGCACGCGCUUUGGCGACCCCAUGGCGCACUUGGUCAAGAAGCGCCAGAAGGACGCGCCGCCGCCGCCCGUCGUGCCGGAGCACAUGCGCAAGCUCAUGCGCAAGUCCGGCUUUGUUGUGCCCCAGGAAGUGCCGCCGCACAGCUGGCUGAAGCGCAACAUCGGGCCGCCUGUGAACCGCUAUAAUAUGAGGCCUGGUCGCCACUGGGAUGGCGUGGACCGCAGCAAUGGGUUUGAGGCCAACAUGUUCAAGACCAAGAACGAGCUGGCCAGCAGCAACAACGAAGCCCGCAUGUGGGCGCAGUCCGACAUGUGA